GAAACACAAGAACUGAUUAAUAGAUGCAAUUUAAUAGAUUGCUUACAGUACAACGAUAUGGAAGGUUUUUUUUUUUUUUAAACCGAUUAUAUCUGCAAAUUAAUGAGCAUUUCAUAGAAAACGUGUAACGCCAUUAACUUUUUUCGACAUUGGUGUCAACCUAACUGAUCCAAUGUUUAGAGGAAUUUACAGAAGCACACAAAAACAUCAAGAUGAUUUUUUACAGGUAAUAGAAAGAGCUACUAAAACUGGGACCCAAAAGUUCAUGAUCACAGCGGGAAAUCUUCAGGACAGCAAAGAUGCACUACAGUUAGCACAAACAAACGAUGCAUUUUAUAGCACAGUAGGCUGCCACCCAACUCGCUGUUCAGAGUUUGAACAGAACGGCUCCAAUCGGUACCUUGAUGACCUAAAAGAACUGGCCAGAGAAAACAGUGGCAAGGUGGUGGCAAUAGGGGAGUGCGGUUUGGAUUUUGACAGACUGGAGUUUUGCCCCAAAGAAAGUCAACUUAUCUACUUUGAAAAGCAGUUUGACUUAGCAGAGGAAACAAAACUGCCUAUGUUUCUCCACUGCAGAAAUUCACAUAAGGAAUUUAUUGAUAUAAUGAAGAGAAAUAGGGACCGAUGUGUUGGUGGGGUGGUGCAUUCGUUUGAUGGUACCAAGGAAGAAGCAGCAGCUAUUAUUGAUUUGGAUCUUUACAUUGGUAUAAAUGGUUGCUCGUUGAAAACUGAAGCAAAUCUUGAAGUAAUGAAGUCCAUUCCAAGUGAACGUUUAAUGAUUGAGACUGAUGCUCCUUGGUGUGGGGUGAAGAAUACUCAUGCUGGUGCAAAACACGUCAAAACUACCUUCCUAACCAAGAAGAAAUGGGAAGCGGGCCAUUGCUUGAAGGACAGGAAUGAACCUUGUCACAUCAUUCAAGUACUGGAAAUCAUGGCAGCAGUUAAAGAGGAAGACCCCUUUGAGCUGGCAAACACAAUGUACAACAACACAAUGAAAGUCUUCUUUCCAGGCAGUUGAUUUGGACUUACCUUUCACCCUGACAUUUGAGUCAAGGUAAUGGCUUCAAAAAACAUUUUGCCGAUCAGGUGGUUCAACUUUAACUUUGACACCAGCACAAAACUCUGUUUUUAGAUAUUGUAGAUAUUGAGAUGCACCCUGUACCAAAAUACAUCCCAAGACUAAAUGUACUGCACAUUUCUUAUUUAUGAGAUGAAUUAAACUAUUAACUCCUGGAGCACUAAAAAAAGGAUGCUUUAAUCUAGCCAUCAACUGUUUCUUUAUGAAUUCAGCAUCCCCACUUUCUAGUAAGGAGACCUUACUGGAAAAUAUUGUUUCAUAUCUGUAAACCUAUUCUGUUAAAAAAGAGAGUCAUGAAGUAAAGGGUUUUGAGGAGGCAGACAAAGAACACCUGUGAUGUCUAAGUGAAAUUUGAUUCGCUGUUCUUAUUGAAAGGCAUGGUUAGCUCAUUUAGAAUUCUGGGGUGUUAUCAGAAACAGGUUCACCGUCUCCCAGGUGUUCCUGGAAGAGCAAUUUGUGCAGAAAACCACCAACAGACAUGCGCAGUUGUUCUACACAGGCCCUCUUAAACAAUGUUGUGCCAUAUUUUUCGUGAGACCCUAAGAUUAGAUUUUUUAUUAAGUUACAAUUCUCAAUAAGACGUCAAUUCUGCAAAAUACAGAAAUUGUUUUGGACCAAAAGUUAAGGAAGUCUGGAAUCUUCAAACAACAUCAAACAAUGUACACGUUAAACCAUGCAUGCUUGAAGUUGUAAAUGUUUCAUGUAAAAAAAAAAAAAGACCACUCAGUAAAAUUGUGUAGAUUCAUGGAUGUCAAGUCUCAAGCUUUACCCAUAAACACACGGUUUUUCAUAAUUUUGAGUUAAUUUUCAAUGGAUUCUCAAGUUUGUUAUUGUUUGCGAGGCUGCAAAACCCUUUACAUGAUACAGCAGUAAUCAAAUACAACUGUCCAAGCGUAUUAUUUCAUUUUGGCGGGAGGGGGUUCACCAUGAAGAGGUCAUCAUUCUAUAUUUUGUAGCUGCUAAGCAAACUCCUCUCAUUUUAUUUAGUAAUCGGCAAUUACUUUUAUUAUUUUCCCCUCAAUUUGGCAUGUCCAAUUAUAUAUAGGCUCAGCUCAUCGCUACCAUCCCCAGAGCAACAGCAUCGGAAGACAGCGCGGCUCUGGGCAGCUUACUGGCAAGCCCGCAGGCGCCCGGUCAGACUGCAGGUGUCGCUGGUGCGCGGUGAGCCAAGGACACCCUGGCUGAACUAAGUCCUCCCCCAGCAAUAUGCACCAACCACUGUGUUCGUGCCACUUGUUGCCAAGUUUUAAGUGAUGCUGGAGUUGAAGACAGUCGCAUUAUUUCAGUUUCUGGACACAAGCUCAAACUCAGUCUUAAGCAGUACACGACAAACACGGAUGAUGCAAAAAUAGGAAAUAAAUACAUUUCUUCCCAAGUCCCCACCGGUUGCAACAGCAAUGCCUAGUAAUACUUUUCUUAAACCAAAUCAGAGCAACUGUUUCAACUCUUCAGUUACUAACGACGCUUCAGGACACUUACAUGCUAGUAGUGCAAGCUUUGCACCACUAGCCUGAAAAAACAGCACAGAUCGUCUACUGUAGGUCAGUUACGGUCGAUCCUGGACCAAACCAUUAUUAAAUGGGGAGAAGGGAGGUUGAAUGUUAUAUUUAAUGAAAGUAAAAGUUAUUUUCACUGUAAAAAUAUGUGUGUCUAAUCCUAAAAGAUUGUGAUUUAUAAUAAGUUAAUACAUCGUGUGGAGGGUCUCUCAUUGUAUUCUUGUGCAUGCUUCACUUCGUGGUCCUCUUGCCUAAACUGCGCAAGAUGACAUCUCUUAUACAAGAGACACCCAACACAUGACGUAUUAACGUAUUAUAAAUCACACACACAAGGAUUAGCCUUGUUGUCUCAAACUGUCAGUUUGUCUCCACAAGCCUUCUGUGUUUCUGUACACCACGUCAUUGCUUGGAGAGAGCCGAGACUGGCUUUUGAGAGCGGGAAAUGGAGCCACCUAACAGUAAGAUGCUGAAGAUGUAUUCUUCAAGAUUUUUACCACAAUGGACGACACAGUUUGACUGUAUGUAUUUAUGGGGGGGGGGGGGGGGGGGGUGGUAUGCUUACUGUAACAUUUGUGUCUGUUACAGUAAGGUGGCGGCAUCAGGUGUGUAUGAUCUGAUAAUGUACUUCAGAACAAAAUUGCACUGUGACAACCUUAAGCAGAAACAGACGAAUAAGUUGAUAAUGUCAUACAUUCACCAGAAACCAGCAUCAACAACCGAACCGGGCACGAAGGCAGAGAUUUUGUUUUGUCAGUUUGUUGCGGAGCACAACCUGCCAGCAGCUGUCUUUGAUCAUUUUACUGAUCUUGUAGCCAAAAUGUUCCAUGACAUUAAAAUUGCACAGCAGUUCAAGUGCAGGAGAACUAAACUGAGACAAAUCUUUAAAAAGAGUAUCGCCCCAGAGCUGACAACACCAGUUAUUGAGAGGUGCAAAAGCAGUCCAUAACUCAGUUACGAUUGAUUAAUCAAAUGACCGUAAAGGUUUGAUUACACUGUGAUUGGUAAGGGAAAGCGGUAAACCAUGCAGCAAAAAAAAAAAAAGUAUUGUAAUGUAUAGAAUGUAAGCAGCACAGUGUAAAUUUCCAUCUAGACCAAUCAACUGAAGUGUUGUUGUGUGACGUUAUCUGCACUAUGUACAUUGAGAGAUGGUGAAAAAUACCUAACUGUCCUAUGUCAGUAAUGACAGGCUUCUUGCAGUAUUUCAUGGAGUUUUUUUUUUUUUUUUUUUUUUUUUUUUAAUGUUUUUAAAUUGUGGUGAGAACUCUUCGCCAUGCCAGGUAAACAGUUCAGUCAUGCAAUGCACACUGUCUUUAUAGGGUGCAGAAUAACAUUGUUUGGCUUAGACGUGUUUA
Messenger RNA from Polyodon spathula (Mississippi paddlefish), 3926 nucleotides. RefSeq names its product TatD DNase domain containing 1 (gene tatdn1). The record is from RefSeq and is a predicted model, not a curated record. The coding region runs from base 173 to 1018 and encodes 281 amino acids. Gene Ontology annotation, cellular component: cytosol. The transcript is spliced from 12 exons. Gene Ontology annotation, molecular function: 3'-5'-DNA exonuclease activity. NCBI's taxonomy places the organism in Eukaryota, Metazoa, Chordata, Actinopteri, Acipenseriformes, Polyodontidae.